Messenger RNA from Sclerotinia sclerotiorum 1980 UF-70, 3201 nucleotides. RefSeq lists its product as hypothetical. The coding region runs from base 1 to 3201 and encodes 1066 amino acids. The transcript has 4 exons. The record is from RefSeq and is a predicted model, not a curated record. NCBI's taxonomy places the organism in Eukaryota, Fungi, Ascomycota, Leotiomycetes, Helotiales, Sclerotiniaceae.
AUGGAGGCAACGGAUAGGAAAGAGCUUGAACACAAGCAGCUCAAAGGACGAUUGAUGGGGAAGUUAUUUGGCAAGGAAAAGAAACCAUCUUCGGCAGAGGAGGUAUCCGACUUUCUUCAUGGACCUAUCGAUAAGGCGUACACGGCAUCUUCUACUGAAGUCUCGAAUACCCCUCCUCGACCUCCUGUCCUCGACCGCAUUGAUACAUCCACUGCACGACGAUGGCCCACGGCGGCGGAAGUGAAUAAUGCUAGACGGAAUCGAUCUGCGAGUCCGAAACGGAGCAGGAAAGGGUUGGCCGUAAGGUUUGCAGAAGCACAACCAGAAGUAAUUGGCGAAGGAGGGGAUGAAUGUGCUUCGCCAACAGUGGAGAUUGCAGAAGCUCUGCGGAGUCGAGCCGCAACGAUUCCUCAGCAGAAACACAACCGCUCACAAGUGCCUGCUGAUAAACUUGGAGAUUCUGAUAUGUUUAGGCCAGGACCUUUACGACGUAUGCAGACAGGCUUCUCAACAAUAGCCGAUGAUGACUCCGCGUCAGACAUUGAACCUGCCCAGCCUUACAGAAACCAAAGGGAUGAGACGAGCUAUAAUGGUAAUGCAAAAACUGGGUCACGCAGCUCGUUCAAUGGCAAGGCGGAAGCGGCGAUGCGUGCAUCGGAGGGCAAAGCAUUGGUAAGGGCGGUCUCGGGACAUUUUAGUGAACGAGAUCUCGCGCUGGCAGCUUUGACAGCAAAUGAGAAUUCUCCCCCAGCGGAAACUCAUCAACUGAACACAAUGAAGAAUACACAAUUAGCCACCUCACCAGGAUUGCCGACGAAUUCAUUUGGGAGACCUGACACGCCCAGCGAUAGUGGGAAGUCAAAUCCCCCUGUCGCCGAGGAGAGUCCUUUAUCACUUUUAAGGAGUUUCGUUACAAACAACGCUAGUGCGCUGGGAAGUCCCCCUCCCCAAUCACGAGCCCCAACAUUUAAUCUGAAGGAUGCGGCAAUGGCUGUAGGAGAUGAUGCCCUUGACGAUUUUGCCAGGCGUACAUCACAUCUGUUCGCGUUAUUUAGACUUUCAGCCGAAUCACUGAAACCACUCACAUCGUGCUCAUUAGAAGAGCUUGUCAGAGGUGGGUUGUGGUGGUUUCUCAAAGGACGAUCCGAGCUGGAGACUAGCAUUAGAGAUCGGUCAACGACUCCGGAAGCAAAGCAGAACAAUGCAAUGGCUCGUCAGCAAGCGUAUACAAAUUUGGCCAAGGCAUAUUGGCUGAUGGAAAAGAUUGCUCCCAAAUGUCCGGAGAUGACCAAUCAAAGGAAUGCAGAUACACCGCAUAACAUCAUUGAUGCCUUGGAAUCACGUCAAGCAAUAUUAUCGGGGUUAAAAAAGUUAACAAUGUCUAUGAAGCGUAACAACAUUCUUCCGCCACUGGAUGAGGACGCACCAUUGCAUCAAGGUAAUGAUAGCCAAAUAUGGACGAGGGAUGAGGGUGACCGAUCAUUGCUAUCACUACAGCGGCCCAAUACAACGUUGACCCUAUCUGGAGCUCUUCCACUAGGUGACUCAGGCACGAGUUUUACAUAUGGACGUCACUUUGUGGAUGUCUAUCUAUUAGAGGAAGCAGCUUCACAGCAUUAUCGUUGCCCUUGUGUUCUAUCUAUUGUUCGAGCAAGUCAUGAAGAAGAUUUGAGUUUCGUAAUUACCAACCAAAGUGGCACCUUAAAGCUCAUCAUUCAGCACGACAAAACCCGCGGCCCCACGUGGAAUGAUGUGUCUUGGGUACAAAAGAACAACUCCCUCAACGUUAAGCUUCCAAGAGGCUUUGAGCUUCAGGUUAAUUGUACGCAACAGGACUUUAGGAGUCUCAGGGGCUCUUAUGACUUCCAAAACAGCGUUAGGCAAAGUCUGGCCCGACUCGACGACGAGGACAGUGUCUUUGAAAUGACCAUCAAAGCUUUUCAAUGCUUUGGCCAAGAAAAGCAAGCACAGUCAUUCCCAGCCGAAGCCGUGCCAAACUGCGAAGUGAGGUUAUUUGAGAAAAGCAUUGUCGAAAAAGCAGCUACAGGUCCCAGGAAAAUGCAUAGGGGAUUUCGACUUGCUGUUAUGACCGGAAAGAUGACGAAAAAUCUACGGGGUAUUGAUCAAGAUAUCUCACCUACGAUACCCAUUCAAUUUAGCCUUCUGCGAGGUGACAAUGGUUACCCGGCACUUCUGUUGAAGAUUGAUGGUGGAAAUUCUAGGUCCUCUAUGGUCUUGACAUUUGAAGAGGCAGAUCAGAGAGCUAGAUUGCACGCGUUGCUCACCGGCGGAGUGAUAGGACGUGAGGAGACUGUCUAUGGUGAAGCUCCCAUUCGAUCGUUUAUCAUUGAGGAACCAGGAGGCUUGGCACCGCGUCUCGGGGGUUUGGAAUGGCAAAGUGUCCGGAUAAUCAACGAAGAUGCCAUUGACAUUCAAAACACCAAGACCGUUCUUUCGGAACACCUACGAGUCAUUAUGGAUUUCAAAACAGGUACAAUCACAGAUCGAUUCAAUAUUGGACCUGGAGAGUUGAAACUUCGACUUGAUUUACACUCGACCAACGAGUUGAAGAUAUUGAGACAACCUCAGCACGACAUGACUAUAAUGGCGACUCAAGCACAAGCAGCCAAUCAGCCUCCGAAGGAAUUCGCUGAAGUUCUGGGAACGAUUGCGAGAGCUGAAACGACCCGCACUUAUGUAUUUCCCAGCUUAAGAGAGCUUCAUCUUUUUCAAGCAGCAUUGACAGGAUUUAAUGUUGUUUUUGAUGGCAGGGCAUCAUCCUUCAGCAUUUCGAGACGAAGAAUGGUUGUACCUAUUUAUAAAAAAUGGGAUGCUGCCAUAACUAGACUGCAAUUGGUUCAAAAAGAAAAAGUCAUACAACUACUUGCCUUUUUUGAAAAUUUCAGUCACGGGGACUGUAUGGGCUUCACUUUGAAAUCUACGGAUACGUUUGAGACCUCAAGCAAGAGUGGAAAGUUUUCCUUACGCAUUGUUGAUGCGAAGUUUUCUAUGCCAAAGCCUCGUGGUGACGGACAAGCAGCUUUGGAUAGUGGUUUCGUCAAUUUAGAUAUGCCUGAUUACCCCGGCGAGCAUGAUGAUAUCACAAUAAUAUUUGAAACAGAAGCAGAACGCGAUGCAUUUACUAAAUCAUUACCGGCACCUGUAAAGGUAGCUUCACGAAUUGGAUCAGUGAGGAGAUAA